CUCAUCCUCGUAGCGACACGAGUGUUUGUUAUUUACUUCCCGGAGUUCCCUCGUUUUUUGUAUUGUCCCUUGAUAUGUUUCAUAUUACUCAGAUUUUUUUAGUCGAUUUUUAUGCUUUGUUUUGUCAUUUACAUGCAAGCCCAUUUCAGACCACAUGUUCACACAUUAAUCUUGCGAGAUAAUUCCUGAUAUUAUGGCAUGGAAUGAUACCGAUGGCCCUUUAUAUUUUUAAUUAUUUAUUAAUUAUUUCUCUGCCUAAUUUUCAUAUAGUUAGACCCGUAGGGUGAAGAAUCCCAAGAUUAUCCUUGUUUUCGAGCAAAUCGAGAGAUUCUCAGAACAUAUUCAAAGGAGCACAAUAUAAUCAAUCUUGGAUUGCGUAUGUAGCUAGUUAUAAUUAUCUUUUAUUGGGGGUGUGGAAUUGUAAUUGUGGAUUAAGGUUGAAGGGGGUAGUUGAGAUUUGUAGUUUAAUGGAGCUUAAAUUGUAUAGUUCGAAGUCGUUAUCUGUUAAAACAGAGAUGAUGCUUUCGAGCUCUUUUCUCAACUCGAAACACACUGUUAAACUCAUUCCACGCUUGUGUUCCUGGAGAGGCAUUUUUCCAAAGGCUUCUUGUUCAAGAACUUCCCAAAAGGCUAUCAACUCAAUUAGCCACGAAAAUAUUUUAGACUCUUAUUCAUACAAGGUCUAUAGAACAAAUGGUUCCAGUUCAAAAAUGUACAUUAAAGAUAAGAGAGUUCUCGAUGCAAUUGAUGAUAUUUAUGAUGGAGUUGUUGUAAUUCCUGAAAGACUUCCAUCUAAUCCCAAUGUAUUUGCCUCCAUGCUUCGUUCAUCAAUUUGCCAUUGGAAAAUAGAGGGAAAGAAGGGUAUUUGGCUUAAGCUGCCUGUAGAAAAAUGUGGACUUGUUCCAAUAGCUGUACAGGAAGGAUUCAAGUACCACCAUGCAGAAAGAUCUUAUAUCAUGAUGACUUAUUGGAUCCCCGACGGGCCCUGCCUGCUUCCUUCUAAUGCUUCACAUCAAGUCGGAAUCGGUGGAUUUGUGAUCAAUGAAAAAAAUGAGGUACUCGUAGUACAAGAAAAACAUUGUGCUCCAGCACUUCUUGGUCUCUGGAAGAUGCCAACUGGUUUCAUUCUUGAGUCCGAGGAAAUAUAUACAGGAGCCGUAAGAGAAGUUAAGGAGGAAACAGGAAUUGAUACAGAAUUUGUGGAAGUCGUAGCUUUCAGGCAUGCUCAGAAUGUGUCUUUCGAGAAAUCAGAUUUGUUCUUCAUCUGCAUGUUAAGACCACUGUCAACACAGAUCGUGGUCGAUGAUCAUGAAAUUCAAGCAGCCAAGUGGAUGCCAUUAGACGAGUUUGUGGAGCAACCAUUAAUCCAAGGAGACAGCAUGUUCAAGAAAAUAGUUGAGAUUUGCAUUGCGCGGAUUAAAAAGUGUUAUUGUGGAUUAUCAGUUCAUCAAUUGGUUUCUAAAUUUGAUGGCAAGCUCUCCUCAUUGUACUUCAACAUAGUUGAAGAUAGAGAUUCUAAUUGCCAGGCGAGAUGAUGCAUAAAACAUUCCUUGCUCGUUUUGCUUAAACUUGAUCGAGUUGUUUAAGGUUGCCUGGGGUAGAAAGGUUGUGUAAGGCUACUUCUCUCCCUAUCUUUUAAUUUUCAUUUUCAUUUUUCCUUUUUGAGGUGUCUAAAUAUGUAACCAUCUUACAAUGGAGUGAUGGGUAAUAUUGGAUGCGUCAACUGACGCUUUGUACAUAUACCAUAACAUUGAAUGUUGAUAUGCUGUCCAUAUAUAUUUAAAUAUCUUCAUGUGGGAUUAAUUUCAAUUA
Molecule: messenger RNA, 1812 nt
Organism: Olea europaea var. sylvestris
Lineage: Eukaryota; Viridiplantae; Streptophyta; Magnoliopsida; Lamiales; Oleaceae
Product: nudix hydrolase 8
Exons: 9
Coding region: 468-1535 (355 amino acids)
Molecular function (GO): NADH pyrophosphatase activity; NAD binding; ADP-ribose diphosphatase activity
Source: RefSeq, a predicted model, not a curated record